AUGGAAGAAGCGCUGUGGGUGAGCUCGGAGAGGCAGGUGGAGCUCGGCACACCCAGAGUUGACUGUGGUGGGGAGGUGCUGAAUGAGGUGUUGGUGACACCAGUGUCAUUGGUGCGCAGCAAUGGGCAGGGGCCGGGCCCACCCGCGCUGGCCCAGGCAGCGCCACAUGCCGUCACAGCUCCCCUUGCAGGCCCGCGGCCACCGCGACGGGCCACCGCGAAGCUGCCCCGGCCUCUGCGCCACUCAGCGGGGUCCCCACGCCCCCCGCCCCGGUCAGCGGCCCUGGGAGCCGCUCCCCAGCCUCCCGGUUCACUGAGGCCCCACGAGGUCAGGACCAACGCGGCGCCGAGACAAAGACGACGUCCGGCCUCGGCGGCCGCGGCCCUGGGGACAGCGGGCUUCUCGGGACCCCGGGCCGGGCCUGGGGGCUGCAGACCCAGCACGGAGGGCGCGGGGUCUGGGCCGGGAGCAGGGCCGCUGGGGCCACAGCCGGCCCGGCCCCGGCACCAGGGCACCCAGGUCACAGGCUCCAUGGACAGGUGGGCCCGGGCCUCGCGGCCGCCCCCUCUCGGCCACUGGCUGCCCUGGUGGCGCGCCGGCUGUCCCCUGGGCUUGCCCGCGAGGGCCCCUGAGGACGAGAGUGCGGGCCAUGCAGGCAGGAGGCCCCGGCGCCGCGGCGGCCCGGACAGUCGGCCCCAGGGCUCCCGGAACACGCGGGACCCGGUCCCGCCUCGGCUGGCCCCCGGCAGCCACAGCCCCAGCCCUGCCGAGGGGCUCCCGAACCCCCAGGGCCUCUCCUGCCCCACACCGCCGCCGGGUACCGCAGAGGGGCCGCCGGCCGCCCAGAGAUUUGGCGGUGGGAGAGGUGAGAAGCAGAGUCCCUGUGCGCGGAAAGGGACCCCGGACAGUGUCCUCAUCACCUGCUUCCACGCGGCUUACCCCCAGAUGCCUCGUUUCCACUCGUCUGGGCAGCAGAGUCUGCCCCCAGCUCUGCGAUUGCCUCAGUCUCACUGUCCUUUGAGAGGAGGAGGAAGCAACCGGUGCGUGUAG
Molecule: messenger RNA, 1050 nt
Organism: Equus quagga
Lineage: Eukaryota; Metazoa; Chordata; Mammalia; Perissodactyla; Equidae
Product: translation initiation factor IF-2-like
Exons: 2
Coding region: 1-1050 (349 amino acids)
Source: RefSeq, a predicted model, not a curated record